Pochonia chlamydosporia 170 is the source of this 1155-nucleotide messenger RNA. RefSeq lists its product as hypothetical. The record is from RefSeq and is a predicted model, not a curated record. Bases 1 to 1155 code for a protein of 384 amino acids. Lineage: Eukaryota; Fungi; Ascomycota; Sordariomycetes; Hypocreales; Clavicipitaceae. The transcript has a single exon.
AUGGCUGAAUCUUCUGAUGACGAACCGCCGGAUACUUUUGUGCGGAAGCUCUGGGACAGUGGUGGACCUCCGAAAUCAAUUCGUGUCGUCCUGUCGCAUUUUCUCGCUAUGGAAGAAUCGGAGCAAAUAUAUGCGCAGCUUCAGCAGGCUUGCAUCCCAAACAAGCAAGUACUAUGGAGUGGUAUGUACCGGAAAGAUGCGCAGGAAUGGGCAGAUAAGCACGGUAUGCAAACACUAACCACGGCCAUGGGCCCCUUGAUGGACACGAGCGACUCUCUAUGUCCUCGGCAGAACAAAAGCUACGCUGCUUGGUCGAGGUACAUACACGGGGCCUCAGCCGUAUUUUCCUGGUAUAUUGCGGGAGGCGAUCUGGUUACGGUUUUAUCGCAGCCUCCACCACAGCGUUUUAACCCUACUGGAGAGGCCUACUAUCAAACGAUAGAAGAACCCAUCAUCAUGGGAAAGCUUUGCAACAGACAUGUAGGCCAUAUUAGGGUAGUCCAUCCAUGCAUCAAGGAAGCUCAAGAUUUUACAUACGAAAUGUGGCCAGAAGACCACUCCUCAUCGUGGAUCAAUCUAUAUGGGAGAAAACCGUGGCGGUAUAACUGGCGAAGUACGACUUUAACGGAAUCUAUGCGAAGAUUAAAGGUCCGCAAAGUAGCUAUACAUACUGAUAGCGCGACUGUAUUGCUAAGUAAUUUUUGGCAGGCGAAGUUGUUUCCCGGCGAGACCACUGCGUUGACAGCUCGUCGAUCCACUGACGGAGGCAUACCAAAAGAGAAUAUUGCGAAGAACGGAACAAAACUGACCACCACAGCCACCAAAAAGGAAGAUCUUCAAGUCAAACAGGAGACUUUGCAGUCUAACCUCGUGAACAAGACGAGGGAAAGCAGAAUGAAGCAGAAGCUGAAGCUGAAGCUGAAGGGGACGAAACAAAUGCCUGAGGACAAGCCAAAAGGGUACUUGGAGUCGAAAAAUGGGAAGAAACCAAAGACCAAAACCGAACCAGUUAAGGUAGCGGAAACGAAAGGACUAAAAACAAAGGAAGCAAAACCCAAGGGAGCAAAAGCAAAGGAUGCAAAACCCAAGGACGCAAAACCCAAGAAAGCAAAACCCAAGGAUGCAAAACCUAAAGACGUAAAACUUGGAAAGUAG